AAUCGGAAGGAAGAUUUGAUUGGACCAAGAGGAGAAAACUGUGAAACGCGGCCUGUGAUUGGCUGUACGUAAAGCGGCAGGAACUCCCGGGUUGGUUGCAUCCUUAGCUCUGGAAGAGGACGGCACUGCUAUCAAACUGUACUAGUGAGGAGCUGGAGGUGUUUUUAGGGGGGGACUAGGAGCCAUUGCUGUUGUUUUAUUUUUUAACAGACUUUUCUUCCAACGUAUGAAAAAGAAAGCUCGUUUUUUUUUUAUAGGUGUAGCUAGCAAAACAAGCAACAACUGCUGCUGACGCUUUGCCAACUGACUAUACAGGCCUGUUAGUGUGUGUUUAGGGGGGGGCUACUGAUUAAAGUCAGCAUCAUUACCAGAAACUGAUGGCUUGUGCUAGUUUUAGAUUGCUGAUCGCUGUGAUCUUGAGCGCCUUCGUCGUAAAUGCGAAACCCACGCUGAGGAAAGAGAGGGUUCUCCGUGAUCCAGAGCAGAGCAGGCAAGCCCACGAAGACAAUAAGAGCUAUCAGUAUGACCAUGAGGCCUUUCUGGGUAAGGACGAGGCCAAGACGUUUGACCAGCUCACCCCAGAGGAGAGCAGAGACAGACUGAGCAAAAUCGUGGAUCGUAUCGAUGGAGACGCGGAUGGAUACAUCACAACGGAUGAACUGAAGGCCUGGAUAAAGCGUGUCCAGAAGCGCUACGUGUACGAGAACGUAGCAAAGGUGUGGGCUGAUUACGACCUGAACAAAGACGACAAGAUCCAGUGGGAUGAGUACAAGCAGGCCACGUAUGGAUACUACCUGGCCAAUCCACAGGAGUUUGAGGACGCCACAGACCAGUUCAGCUUUAAGAAGAUGCUUCCUCGGGAUGAGAGGAGGUUUAAAACAGCAGAUCUGAACGGUGACCUGGCAGCAGACAGGGAAGAGUUCACAUCCUUCCUCCAUCCGGAGGAGUUUGAACGCAUGAAAGAUAUUGUGAUUCUAGAAACGCUGGAGGACAUUGACAGGAAUGGUGACGGACAUGUGGAUGAAGACGAGUACAUUGCUGACAUGUUUGCUCACGAGGAUGGGGGUCCUGAGCCAGACUGGGUCAGGACUGAGAGGGAACAGUUCUCUGACUUCCGAGACCUGAACAAAGAUGGAAAGAUGGACCAGGAUGAAAUCAGGCAUUGGAUCCUGCCACAGGACUAUGACCACGCCCAGGCCGAGGCCAGGCAUCUGGUGUACGAGUCCGACCAGGACAGGGAUCAGAAACUGACCAAACAGGAGAUUCUUGAAAACUGGAACAUGUUUGUCGGAAGUCAGGCCACCAAUUAUGGUGAGGACCUCACCAGGAACCAUGAUGAGCUUUGAUAUCUCAAUGGAGUGGGCUUCACACGCAUGCCUCUCCAACAGACACUUUAGAUUCCACAUAAGAUGGACAGAAGAUGGUCCUGCUAAGGUUUCCUGGACCUUUUCCCUCCUCUUUUAGAUAGUUUUGUUCCUGACAUUCAGGAGCAAAUCCAAGGGGGUCCAGCUCUGUUUUUUUUUUUUUUUUAAUCAGUGCCUUCCAGCCAUGGAGCAGCAGGUUUUGCUGCCUCAGAGAUUUGUAUAAAUGAUUUUACCGUAGAUCAAACCAAUCAUUGGUUAUAUGAACAAUUUGUGAUAGCAUCGAUAAUGUGAAACUUUGUCUUAGAGGAUUUAUUGUGAUUCCUGUUAUUAGAUGUUUAUCAGAUAACCAUGAUGAUGAAAGUUAACGAGCCGUAGGAUAUUUCUUUUUACUGAACUUGUUUCUGUGUUUGCAGUCUAAUUACAGUUUUACUAACUUGUAACGGGUUUCUUUUCAGUUGAAGCAAUUUUUUUUUUCAAUAGAUGUUACAUGGCAUGAAUUUUGCACGGAUUUUGGUUUUAAUGUAGCCUGUGAACAUCUUUUUUUUUUUUCUUCUUCCUCUUAUUUUUAUUGUAUUUAUUAGUAUUUUUAAAGACGUGUUACUUAUCAUUCAGCUGUUUUAGGUUUUAGUUGAAAGCAUUAUUUUUUUACUUAAAAGCAGGAAAUACAUCUGGGGGAAAACGGUAAUAGUUUUUAGUUUAGUGUGGACAUCCUACAUAGUGGCUUUUGCCAAUUUUUGUUUGUCCUUUCAGGGAGUUUGUGACUUUGAUAUUAUAAAAGAAAAUCAAAAGAAAACAGUUAUUCAGACAUAUUUAUAGAGAUCAAAAUAUUGUUAAAUCCUUUUUUUCCUUUUUGUGAGAAACUGCGAACACUAAGGUGUAUAUAUAUAUAUACCGUAAUUCCGACCAGUUGCAUAAAAAGUAAAUGUCUAUUGAUAAAUGCCUUUUUUGUUUUGUUUUUUGUUUAAAUCCCUGUCCUUUAUUACAUUGUAAUGACUCUAUGACUUUUUUUAGGGUCUGAGGUGUAAAAGAAAAUGGUUACUGAACUGUUUACAAAAGGUUGUGAAUUCUAAUGCCAU
Cyprinodon variegatus (sheepshead minnow) is the source of this 2440-nucleotide messenger RNA. RefSeq names its product reticulocalbin 1 (gene rcn1). The record is from RefSeq and is a predicted model, not a curated record. Gene Ontology annotation, molecular function: calcium ion binding. The transcript is spliced from 6 exons. Gene Ontology annotation, cellular component: endoplasmic reticulum. Lineage: Eukaryota; Metazoa; Chordata; Actinopteri; Cyprinodontiformes; Cyprinodontidae. Bases 378 to 1346 code for a protein of 322 amino acids.